Molecule: messenger RNA, 2642 nt
Organism: Oryzias latipes (Japanese medaka)
Lineage: Eukaryota; Metazoa; Chordata; Actinopteri; Beloniformes; Adrianichthyidae
Gene: lysmd4
Product: LysM, putative peptidoglycan-binding, domain containing 4
Source: RefSeq, a predicted model, not a curated record
GGAACAAAGAAGUAGCGGAGGGAGCCAUUUAACCAGUGAAAGUGAGGACCGUUUAAGGGAAACUAGUGCCUUAUUAUGUGUUACUGUUACGAAAGCAUAAAUCAGGGAAAUCCAUUCGAAACGGGGCUGUCCGAAUAUAAGAGUCGGUGAAAGUGUUUGUCUCUUGAUCAAACUGGGACUCUCUCCGGUUGUUGGAUCGUCAUGCGUCGAGGGGAGCAUGGCCCACAAGCUUUCCAGGCCCCUGUGGACGUUCAUGCCAGCGAAGACGGACAGGUGUUCAUGUUCAGGAGGACGGCGAAUGAACUGACUACGUCCUCUGACGACGAGGAGCUCAGUGUGGUGGAGAUGAGGCAGAUGAAGCUGGACAACCACAGAAAUGUUCAGCUGCUGGAGCGGAAGGUUUUAGAGGAUGAUAAUCUGAGCAAGCUUGCACUGCAGUACGGAUGCAAGGUGGGAGAUAUAAAGCAAGUGAACAACCUUAUGCAAGAGCAGGAUCUGUUUGCACUGAAAUCUAUCAAAAUACCAGUUCCGAAGCACAGCUUUCUGACAGAGACCCUGUCGGGCCGAGAUGAUCCCCUGGAGGAAGUGCCACACUCGUCUGGCCUGACGAGAGGUGACAGGAGCCUGUCGCACGUGCAGCAGGUGACAGACUUUCUCGUGGAGGUGGAUAAUGAUAUUGAUAAACUGAUUCAGACGACAGCUGAUCGAGACGAGGUUUCCUCUGAGAAACCACGAAGGUUGGGUUUGAGAAGGCGGCGCUCCAAAAGUCACGGCGCUGACUGGGGAAUCCAGUGGUGGAACGCUGUGGUAGCCAUGCUCUUGAUAGGCAUCGUCAUGCCCUUGUUUUACGUCAUUUAUUUCAAAACCAAAGAUAAUGGGGCGGGUUUGUCAGACGGCGGUGCCUUACGCUCCUCCACCUCCUCUCCGAACAGCACAGCGACAGAUUUCAGCACAAGAGGAGCCGAGCCCUUUAAAGAGCCAGGAUAGAGGAAGGUUUGAUUGAACUCUGAUGGAUCUUUAGAAUCAGAAAUGAGUCAAUAAUGAGAAUAGAUAAUACUCCUAAUAAAAGCCAAAGUGCCUUGUUGGUUUUAUAUCCUUUUUUUUGUUUGGUAUGGGUGGAAAAUACUCUCUUUUCCCACUAUUGUUGUUGUUGUUUUUUCAGGUUUUUGAAAAUGAAUUUUGGGCUUAAAAUAUCAAACUGGAGGGCUAAGUGUUUAUUUAUUUGUCAAAUAUCUAAAUGGAAAAUGUUAUAGUGAGAACAUCAUGAAGCCAAAUCAACUCUCGAGCCACAUCAAAUCACACAAGUGGACAUAUUCUUUUUCCACAUCAUUACUUCUUUAUUAUUUUUAACUUGUGUGUUUUUUGACUCUAGUGUUUUGUUUUCAAACUGCUGCUUCUCAUUGUUUGAAUUUUUUAGAUUAGCUUGAAGUUCAAAUGAGGAUUUAACUCUGAAAAUGACUUGUAAGGUAAAAACUGGUGCAGAGAAAAAUGAAGUGCAAUGUUACUUGUUUGGUUGUUCACCUCUGGUGUGUUUCUUUUGUCUAAAUGUGCUAAAAGAGUGAAUUUGUUUACAGUAUUUUUUUGUUGCUAAAUCUUCCACCCUGCCAGGAAUUAGUCAUUUCAUACUUUAGUUUGUCAAAUAAUUAUUUUAAGAUAGUCAGAGCAUGUUAGUUUCUUCCUAUAUUCCUUGAAAGGGUUUGAAUUUAAAACUGUUGUUGGAUUACACUAUUGUCUAUUUCUGAAAUGUUGGAUUCAAAUGUUGUAGCACUUCCUCAUGUGAAUUUCUUCCUUUGGUUCUUUAAAAAUCCAAAAGCUCAUAUCCUGAUGUUCCUUCUUUUGGGCACUAAAUAUACAGAAUUGAGCUGAGAUCCAGAGAGAAACACAGAGGGACUUCAAAUUUAUUUUAUUUCAUCUGAAUCUGUAAAAAAAUAUCAAGCUACAAAUCCCCCACUCACUUCCAGAAGAGGUAAAAGUGGCACAAAGUGACCUGGAUAGUGGAUACGCAUUGGGGAGACUAUAGUCAAUAAAGACGGGUAGACUAUUAGAUUUAUUUUUAUUUUUUGUCAAUGAACAUAACUCUAACAAACAGUAAUGUGUAGCAAGUACAGGUUAAAAAAACAGUAGACUGAAUACAGAUGUAAAAUGAGGUUAAUAUAACGGCAUGCAUUUGAUUUAUUUUUAUUUCAAGCAUUAAUUGGAGUCAACAUAAUAAAAUCACAAAGAUAUUUCAUUACAGAAAUGAUAAAAUGCAUAGAUAAUAGAUAGAUAGAUAGAUAGAUAGAUAGAUAGAUAUAGAUAGAUGGUCAACUUUAUUUAUCCAUUUGGGAGGUUCCCGCAUGGAAAUUGACAUCUCCAUCGCAUACAGCACUAUUAGACAUAAUCAUAAUCAUAAUAAUAAAGAAACACAAACAAAAACAAUGACACAUUUAAGUCACAUUUGCUUAAUUAAAUAUAGUGAUCAUUAACAUUCAAGGAUCAAACAAAAAUCAGGCUAAAAUUGGACCAUCUUUUUGAAAAAUUUCCCAUUUUUAGCAGUUGUUUGCCAGUCAGACACUCUUGUAUCCACUGAUAUGGGUGGUGAGCCAGUUUAGGGCGAUGAUCUGUCUUGCAACCGACAAUAAAACAUGCAAAAAUAACCUUGA